This is a messenger RNA of Mirounga angustirostris (Northern elephant seal), 5835 nucleotides long. It is a transcript of the gene GPR4, whose product is annotated as G protein-coupled receptor 4. Bases 2302 to 3390 code for a protein of 362 amino acids. Gene Ontology annotation, cellular component: membrane. Gene Ontology annotation, biological process: G protein-coupled receptor signaling pathway. The transcript has 2 exons. Lineage: Eukaryota; Metazoa; Chordata; Mammalia; Carnivora; Phocidae. The record is from RefSeq and is a predicted model, not a curated record. Gene Ontology annotation, molecular function: G protein-coupled receptor activity.
CCUCCUCGGCGCUCCCCUCGGGGGCUCUGCGCCCCUGCGUCGGUGCCUCAGUCUCCCGCGCCGGCCGGUCCCCGCCCCUCUCCGGUGGUGGCGCUCCCGCCGUCUCCCCGCGGACCGUGUCUGUGGGUCUGUCUCCCUCUCUCCGCCCGUCUCGGAUGGGUCGCUGUCUGCGGUCCUCCCUCCCUCCGGGUGGGCCUCUCCUUCUGCAGCUCUGGAUGUCUCUGUGUCUCGUUCUUUCUCUCUGCUUCUCCGUCUGGCUCUGGCUCUGGCUCUCUCUCCGUCUCUGUACCCAUUCUCCCCGUCUCCCUUUGCCUCUAACCCUCAGUCUCUCGAGCUCAAUCCCUCUGCCUCCAACUCCGUGGUUCUCCCUGUCUCUGUGCAUCUCUUUGCGCUUUCUCUUCCUGUCUCUCUCCUGUAUUUCUGUCUCUUACUCUGUGUAUCUUGAGACCCUCUUCUGGCACCUUGACCCCAUCGUCAUCUCAUUCCAAAUUCUGGUGCAUCCCCAAGCUUUCCGCUGGGCUGAGGAGCUGCUUGGGAGUGGGAGGGGGGGGGGGAGUAGGGUUGCCUUGGGACAGGUGGACUCUGAGGGACACUGUAACCCCAGUGCCCCCUUUAGAGAGUCACCCCACUGCUCCUGAGGUCGCACCCACCCCACCCUCCAAUUUCAGGAAUUCCUGGCUGGGGGGGUAGACUUCCUCCCCCACUUCCUCCCUUCCAGGAUUUGGCUAGGUCACCAUUAACUCCUUCCUGCCUCCACCUCACUCCCCCCACCCCCUGCUUGCACUGGACAUCCCACCACCCCCAACAAGGCUGAGGGACAGCUCUGGAAUUUCUGUGAGCCACUGUUCGGGGCGGGAUGUGUGUUGUGUACUCAGGCAGGAUGUGCGCUGGGGGAUUUACUUGCUGGCACAGAUGGAGAUGAUAGGGGCCACCCCCUAGCGCCCCCACGCCACUCGACCCCCACCACCAGCCCCCCCCUCCUGAACCCACCAAGAGGGUACCUCCCAAGCUCUGUCUCUGCAGAUGAACUCAACUUCAGGUUUGGGUUGAGGAUGGGGAGGUUUCCCUUUCUGAAGGGUCCCAGUAGGAGGAAAUGAGAGGGAUGAUGGGUGGCUCUUGAACUCUGGGAAUCGUAAUCAAGAACCGUUAGGUGUGAAGUCUUUGAAUGGAAAGAUUCAGGAUGUGAGAAUGAUCAGAGGGAGGACUGGGGCUCCACAACCUUCAAAUCACAAGUCCUCAGGAUAUAUGAAUCCUUCAAUCCAAAAAGAUUAGUGUCGGAAUCUUGGGCAGCUUUCAGUGUUCCAAGCAGAGAGAGCUCAAAGGGCUUACCGAGCCAUCGAGGUCAAGCACCCAUGUUACAGAUGGGAAAACUGAGGCCCAGGAGCCGAAGUCCUCACAAUGAGUCCGUGCCAUUUCAACUGAAGCCCAAAUCCAGAGAGCUGGCUUCCUUUGCUGCCACUAAGUCGGAUUAAUUUGGGAAAAGAGGUCUUCACAGUGAGGAGGGAAGAAUGCCAGGGCACUGUAAAGUCAGCUUUGAACUGUGAGGCGGGCCACCUCAUCCCAACUGCUCAGUUCUCACCACGACCAAGCCGGAGCCCUACCCCUGCCCCCCUCAAAUUCCUCACUCCAUCCGUAAUCCUUCUCCAUAAUAGCCCUUACUCACCUCCUUCCUGUUUCUUAAACACCCUUCCCAUUUCCCAGCCAGAGGGUACCUCUUCUUCCAUAAUGUUCUCUUCAUCAGUCACCUUGUUUCCUUCUUUCUUAUGGGGGUCCUAGGAAGCGCCAGCGCCCCCACUGACCGUGCCUGGUGUUUUCUACCCUCCCUAACUGUAGUCUGUCCUGUCUCAACACUAUCGCAUAUAUUUCACGCAUCUUCCACACCCCCAUCACUUCACUGUGGCCAAACAGUACUUUCUGCUGAUGCCUUCAUCUUCUCCAUAAACACCCCCCUCAGCCAAUUCUUGUGCUACCCCAAAACUCCCUCAUUUACACUCUGAUUGGGUCUAUAAACACCCCCUUGACAGAGCUCCUUUUUUUUAAUCCCACCAUCCCCCGCCCUGAGCUUCCCUCCUGUCACAAUUCUAUCCUUCCUCCGACUUUUCCCUCUCAAGCUCUACCCUUCCCCGCCCAGGCUAGCCCACGAUUCAGGGUCACCCUCACCUCUUCCCUGUAGACUGCCCCCCACCAUGUUCCCCUGAGCCUCCAAGGAGGGGGCUCAGGGGGCCCGAUGGCCUCCCGCCCCCCGUGGCCCCACAGCCCCCGUGGGCCAGGGGAAGUGCCUCAGAAGGCCCAGCGCCGAGGAUGGGCAACCGCACGUGGGACGGCUGCCAUGUGGACUCGCGCGUGGACCACCUCUUCCCGCCGUCCCUCUACAUCUUCGUCAUCGGCGUGGGGCUGCCCACCAACUGCCUGGCCUUGUGGGCAGCCUACCGCCAGGUGCGGCAGCGCAACGAGCUGGGGGUGUACCUGAUGAACCUCAGCAUCGCCGACCUGCUGUACAUCUGCACCCUGCCGCUGUGGGUUGACUACUUCCUGCACCACGACAACUGGAUCCACGGCCCCGGCUCCUGCAAGCUCUUCGGGUUCAUCUUCUACACCAACAUCUACAUCAGCAUCGCCUUCCUGUGCUGCAUCUCGGUGGACCGCUACCUGGCCGUGGCCCACCCACUGCGGUUUGCCCGCCUGCGCCGGGUCAAGACGGCCGUGGCCGUGAGCUCCGUGGUCUGGGCCACGGAGCUGGGGGCCAACUCGGCACCCCUGUUCCACGACGAGCUCUUCCGCGACCGCUACAACCACACCUUCUGCUUCGAGAAGUUCCCCAUGGAGGGCUGGGUGGCCUGGAUGAACCUCUACCGGGUUUUCGUGGGCUUCCUCUUCCCGUGGGCCCUCAUGCUGCUGUCUUACUGUGGCAUCCUGCGGGCUGUGCGGGGCAGCGUGUCCACCGAGCGCCAGGAGAAGGCCAAGAUCAAGCGGCUGGCCCUGAGCCUCAUCGCCAUCGUGCUGGUCUGCUUCGCGCCCUACCACGUGCUCCUGCUCUCGCGCAGCGCUGUCUACCUGGGCCGCCCAUGGGACUGUGGCUUCGAGGAGCGCAUCUUCUCGGCCUACCACAGCUCGCUGGCCUUCACCAGCCUCAACUGUGUGGCUGACCCCAUCCUCUACUGCCUCGUCAACGAGGGGGCCCGCAGCGAUGUGGCCAAGGCCCUUCACAACCUGCUCCACUUCCUGGCCAGUGACAAACCACAGGAGAUGGCCAACGCCUCGCUCACCCUGGAGACCCCGCUCACUUCCAAGAGGAACAGCAUGGCCAAGGCCAUGGCAGCUGGCUGGGCGGCAGCUCCGCCCUCCCAAGCGGACCACGUGCAGCUGAAGACGCUGCCGCCCGCACAGUGACCCUCCACUCGUGCAGAACCCCCCCACUCCUCGAAUGUUAUCCCACACUCCCUUCCCUCCUGGUCUGAUGUAAGCAAACUGUAUGCAAACGAGGCCGUGUUCCUAGUCAUAAGAGUAGAAGAAAAAAACAGGAGAACAGUGAGGCUAGUGGGUCAGUCAUCAUCCUCUACCAUGACCCCCUAACAAUUCGGUUGAACUGUGCCUAGCAUUGUGCUGGCUGGUGCUAGCGACACAGGGGUGACGAAUGGCCCUCCUUCACAUGCUCCCACUCCGAUGGGGGAGACAGACCUGUCCCCAGACAGGGAAGACCCAGAGUGCAUGGGGCUCACACAGGGGCGCCCAGAGGGCAUCUGACCCACGCUGAGGGUCAGGGAGGGCUCCCUGGAGGAGGGGACAAGGAAAUUAAGUCAAAUAUUCGGUCUCCAGAAGGUAAUGACAAAAAGAGAGAGAGGAAAAAAAAAGGAUUAUUUCCAACAAGGAGGUAAAAUUUGGGGACUGAAGGGGAAGACGGGAGAAGAAAUUCACCGAGGGGAGAGUGGUCAUUUUCACCCUUGGGAAGCCCCUGGUCAUCUGAGGGAGUGAGGGCAAGAAGAGCGUGAGUUUCUAGAUAAACAGCAUUUUCCAAGUCAGGACUGAGGGGGAGGCAGACUCAGAACCCAAGUGAAGGGCAAUCGGGGCAGACCAGCUGGAGGAGAGCUGAGCAGGGCAGGCUUGGGAAGGGGCUCAGGACAAGAGAAGGGUAUUUAUUCAUUCAUUCAUUCAUUCAUUCAUUCAUUCAUUCAUUCAAUAGAGAUUUAUUUAUAUCCACUCUCGGCCCAGCCCUGUGUUGGCUGGGGCUGGGGACGCAAGGGUGACCAAGACAGCCCAGGCCCCCACCCUCAUGGAGCUCAUGGUAAAUAAGUAAAUAAAAAUAAAUAUAAUGUUUGGAAUUGAUAAGUGUCCUGGGGAAAAAGAAAGCCGAUUGAGGGGACAGAGAAUGACACAGACUUGGAUCUAGAGAAGGAGGUCAGGGGAGGGCUCACUGGAAGGUGACAUUGGAACAAAGAGCAGGUGUGGGGAGCGGGGGGGGAGUGGUCAGCCCUGUGGCUGUCAAGGGGAAGAGGACUUUGGGCAGGGGGAACAGUAAGUGCUAAGCCUCUGGAGCGAGAGAGUACCUGAGUUUUGAGGGAGAGCAAGUGGAGUGGUGCAGCUGGAGCAGGUGGGAGGCCGGGAGGGUGAGAGGAAUGGUGGAUGAUUGAUGGGACUGGCAAGGGACUGUCAAGGGACUGGCCGAUCUUUGGAUCAGGGUUUUGUAGGUCCUGGGGAGGACUUUUCCUUUUACUCUGAAAUAAAGGAGAGCCACAAGAGGGCUCUUGGCAAAGAAGGGAUGGGAUCUGACUUAAACUUUAACAGGAUCCCGGCGGCCCCUGAGUGGGAAACAGAAUAUGGGAAGGGCAGCAGCCUGGAGGCCAGCGAGGCCAGUGACAGGUGACUGCAAUAGUCCAGGCGGGAGAUGUGGGCAGCUGAACGGGGUAGGGGUGGGGUGGCGUGAGGGUGGGGGUGGGGUAAGCAAGGAACAGUGGUCAGCUUUGGGAUUUAUUUUUAAGGAAUACUUUAAAAUGAUGGAGAAAGCACAGGGCUUUUGGAGAUUAUGUAACACGAGCCCCUUACCCAUCCUGAGAAAAAGGUUGACCAAGGGGCCCGAACCGGAAGGACCUCUGGGAAUGAUCCCAGGCCCUAUUCCACGGCGGUCACUGGAGAGGCCAAAUGAUUAGGCCAGGGUCACACAGCUGGUGAGUCAGCGCUGGGGUUAUCCUGGGCUCCCCCUCCCCUCUCCAUCUCUGCCUCUGUUCCCAUGCCCUAGGGUGGCCGAGGCUGCCUGCCUUGGCUGAUGGGGUCACGCUCCCUCUCUCCUGGCCCUCAGGGAUCACCAGGAAUGGGCAUCCAUAAUCAGGCUGGAGAGCCGGAGUAGGCACCCAGCUCUGGACAGGCCUCGCCCUUUCUGACAGGUCACCUCCCUCCCUUCCUCCCAAUGGAUGUGUAACAGGCUCCAAGCUCCUGAUGGGAUGUGAAGAUCCUCCCCCCCCCACACACACCCUCUUGUCCCAGAAGUUCCCAGAAGAGGUUCCUGGAAAUCCUUCUCAGAGAAAGGAAGAGGAGGGAGGAGGGGAAUGAGAAAGAAAAUGAACUUAAUGAGGAAAAUGGUUUUGCGGGGGUGGGGAGGCGGUGACUGCGAUGCAGGAAGUUGGGGCUUUGGUAUUGGGUGCGGAGAGAAAAGAGGGAAGCCUGGGAUCUAUGGGGCUUAGCAAUUUUCCCACCCCAAAGCCAUAAAGCUACUGGGAUGGAGAUGUAAGGCCAGACAGAACCUUUUGGAACACAGUCCCCUCAGAGAAUCAGAUGAAAGCCUGCACUCUACUCCUCCACCAAAUGCUCAUCCCCAUUCAUUCAAUAAAUAUUUAUUGAGCA